CGGGGCCGGAGCAACAUGGCGCCGGGGGGCGGGGGCGGGCGGCGGGACGGCUGGCCGGCCCGAGGGCGCCUCCUCCUGGCCGCGCUGCUGCUGCUGCUGUGGACGCGGGCGGCCAGCGGCCAGAGCAGCCCCCAGCAGAGCGUGAUCCUGGGCAUGAGGCUGGCGAGCUGCAACAAGUCGUGCGGGAUGAACCCGGAUGGCAUCAUCUUCGUGUCCGAGGGCAGCACGGUGAACUUGAGGCUCUACGGCCACAGCCUGGGCGAGGUCUCCAGCAACCUGAUCUCCUUCACCGAGGUGGACAACGCCGAGACGGUCCACAACUCCACCAACUGCCUGGAGCUCACCAAGGACCUAGUGGUCCAGCGGCUGGUCAACGUGAGCCGCGGGAACACGUCGGGGAUGCUAGUGGUGCUCACCAAGUUCCUGCGGAGGACCGAGAACAUGAAGCUGUACGCGCUGUGCACCCGGACCCGGGUCGACGGGCCCUGGCUCAGAUGGACGGACAAGGACUCCCUGCUGUUCAUGGUGGAGGAGAGCGAGCGGUUUCUGCCGCUCUGGCUGCACAUCCUUCUCGUGUUGGUGCUGCUGGUGCUGUCGGGCAUAUUUUCUGGCCUCAACCUGGGGCUUAUGGCCCUGGACCCGAUGGAGCUUCGCAUCGUGCAGAACUGUGGUACUCAGAAGGAGAAAAGGUACGCCCGCAAGAUAGAGCCUAUCCGGCGCAAGGGCAACUACCUGCUCUGCUCGCUUCUCCUGGGGAAUGUGCUAGUCAACACCUCCCUCACCAUCCUUCUGGACAACCUCAUCGGGUCUGGCAUCAUGGCAGUGGCCUCCUCUACCAUUGGCAUUGUCAUCUUCGGGGAGAUCAUACCUCAAGCCCUGUGCUCCCGGCACGGGCUGGCUGUGGGUGCCAACACUAUUGUUCUCACCAAAAUCUUUAUGCUGCUCACCUUCCCUCUGAGUUACCCCAUCAGCAAACUCCUGGACUUCAUCUUGGGUCAGGAGAUUCGUACUGUUUACAACCGGGAGAAGCUGAUGGAGAUGUUGAAGGUGACAGAGCCCUAUAACGACCUGGUGAAGGAGGAGUUAAAUAUGAUCCAGGGUGCCCUGGAGCUAAGGACCAAAACUGUGGAGGAUAUCAUGACCCAGUUGCACGACUGCUUCAUGAUCCGUAGUGAUGCCAUUUUGGACUUCAACACCAUGUCAGAGAUAAUGGAGAGUGGCUAUACCCGCAUUCCCGUGUUUGAAGACGAGCAGUCCAAUAUCGUAGACAUCCUUUAUGUCAAAGACUUGGCUUUCGUGGACCCCGAUGACUGCACCCCGCUCAAGACCAUCACUCGCUUCUACAACCACCCGGUACAUUUUGUUUUCCACGACACCAAGCUGGAUGCCAUGCUGGAGGAAUUCAAGAAGGGGAAGUCCCACCUGGCCAUUGUGCAGAAGGUGAACAAUGAGGGUGAAGGUGACCCCUUCUACGAGGUGCUGGGCCUGGUCACCCUGGAGGACGUCAUCGAGGAGAUCAUCAAGUCUGAGAUCUUGGAUGAGUCGGACAUGUACACUGACAAUCGAACCCGGAAACGGGUAUCUAUGAAGAACAAGCGUGACUUCUCUGCCUUCAAGGACACUGACAAUGAACUCAAAGUGAAGAUCUCACCUCAGCUGCUUCUGGCUGCUCAUCGCUUCCUGGCCACAGAGGUGUCCCAGUUUAGCCCCCCUCUGAUAUCAGAGAAGAUCCUGCUUCGGCUACUCAAAUACCCAGAUGUCAUCCAGGAGCUCAAGUUUGAUGAGCACAACAAGUACCAAGUCCACCAUUACCUGUACAGUCGGAACAAGCCGGCAGACUACUUUGUCCUCAUCCUGCAGGGGAAGGUGGAAGUUGAAGCAGGAAAGGAGAACAUGAAAUUUGAGACGGGUGCUUUCUCGUACUAUGGGACCAUGGCUCUGACCUCGGUAUCCUCCGAGCGGUCCCCAGCCCACCCGACUCCGCUCAGCCGGUCAGCCUCCCUCAGUUACCCAGACCGCAACACAGAAACGGUACCUUCCUCAUCCCUGGGAGGCAGCAGCCAGUUUGGCAGCUGCGUCAUGGGCCAGUAUGUCUGUGACUUCAGCGUCCGGGCACUCACAGACCUGCAGUACAUUAAGAUCACAAGACAGCAGUACCAGAAUGGACUGCUGGCCUCCCGCAUGGACAACAGCCCUCAGCUCACCUUGGACGGCUGUGCCACCUGCUCAGAGAACUUUACGGAGAAGCCUGAGCUGCCCGUGGUGGACGAGACCACGACUCUCCUCAAUGAACGCAACUCCUUGCUGCACAGAGCCUCGCAGGAGGGCGCCAUCUGACAGGAGGGCCCGGGGACUCCCGCCCACCCUGCGGGGGUCUCCCCAGUGGGCCCACAUGAAGUCAGGGAGCCUGAUGGGCUAGAAGGGGUGCAGGUAGAUGUCCUGCAUGACUGAGCGACCAGAUACCCCUGCUGAGGGGACCUGGCUGCAGAUGGGGACCUCGCUCUGACAUGAUGCCUGCCCAGCCCAGCU
Molecule: messenger RNA, 2529 nt
Organism: Psammomys obesus (fat sand rat)
Lineage: Eukaryota; Metazoa; Chordata; Mammalia; Rodentia; Muridae
Gene: Cnnm4
Product: cyclin and CBS domain divalent metal cation transport mediator 4
Exons: 7
Coding region: 16-2337 (773 amino acids)
Biological process (GO): magnesium ion transport; magnesium ion homeostasis
Cellular component (GO): plasma membrane
Molecular function (GO): magnesium ion transmembrane transporter activity; sodium ion transmembrane transporter activity
Source: RefSeq, a predicted model, not a curated record